Sphenostylis stenocarpa is the source of this 240-nucleotide messenger RNA. Lineage: Eukaryota; Viridiplantae; Streptophyta; Magnoliopsida; Fabales; Fabaceae. The record is from the annotation of a GenBank genome assembly.
AUGUCAAUGUGCUCCGUCUCUUCGCCUUCUCUUGCUGGCAUGGCAGGUGUGACUUCUGUAUUUCCGAUUGCGCGUGGUGUCGAACCGUUUGAUUUAUUUCGAUCUUCUCUUCGUGUGGUUUCGGAACAUCAAUCUGAAGAAUCAGAAGAAGAAGCUGGUGCUCUUGGAUUCUACAAGAAUCAGCAAGGGGAUUGUUUUGCUGGAUAUAAACUGAAGACACUUGUCCUACAUGUGAAUGUU